Sphaeroforma arctica JP610 is the source of this 4206-nucleotide messenger RNA. RefSeq lists its product as hypothetical. The transcript has 10 exons. Lineage: Eukaryota; Ichthyosporea; Ichthyophonida. Bases 201 to 3554 code for a protein of 1117 amino acids. The record is from RefSeq and is a predicted model, not a curated record. Gene Ontology annotation, biological process: canonical NF-kappaB signal transduction.
AUGUAUUUAUACAGGAUCUCGAAAUAACACCACAGUCAAGUCUUUCUCUUUAGAAUCCUCGCCACAUGUUUGCAAUAAUAGCCGAUGAGGCGUGUAUGAUUAGAGAGUAGGCACAGCAGCACACAAACGCACCUGACACUUUCAUUAUAGCCGCCCAAACACUAUCAAGGUUACACGACAUAUCGCAGACCUCUGUCACCAUGGCGACCUCCUUUCAGCAACGCCCGCAAAACUUGUUUUCGGGUUCAAGUCCUGGCUUAAAAACUCAUAGCUCAUCUGGCAAUGUUCACAGAAUAUUGAGCUCGCCACCAACAACGUCCAGUACUAGACCUAUUGCAUCUACAUCUCACCUGCCAACACCUUCGAGUACAGCAGCUUCGCGUGCAAAGGUUAUGGGUUGUGCCAUGGCGACAGUGUAUAUCAAAAUGAAGACGCAAGAAUCCAUUGGACUGGGGAGUAUUGUUGGGCGCCAUUUGGAGCUGAGAAUGGAUGAGAAGAAGCGUAUACUUAAGGUGAGAAGCCACGACAGGAGCAAACCUGACAUUAACAUCUACAAGAAGGACAUUCACAGCGUCGACAAAGAUGAAGUAGAAUACGGUAUCAUUGGUAUGGUGACUGAGACAUACAGAGUCACUCUGAAUCUGAACAAUGAAACAAACGCACGCAAACUCGUUAACUGGUUGUCUGGUCGCAAAGUAGAAUUGGAGCGCUGCAAAAAAUGCAAGGACAAAAAAGAGCAAGCCUCUCCAGUGAAGGUAGCAAGAUCAAAGUCCGUGUCUGAAGACAUGCCACGUGCAGCGCACUCAGAGACCGCGUCACAUGCCUUUGAACCCAAAGCUACCACACAAACCUCUCACACAACGGAGAGGAACAGUGACUCCACGAAGGUGCGCCAAAGCACAGGUAACACCCCCAGCAAAAAGAAUUUAUUUGGUAGCAAGAGCACCGGAAAUAUCCUUGGCAGCAGUAAGAAAUCAGAGCCCGCAAAUGCAGAAAACAUUACUCGGAAUAGUUGGGGAAGUAGCCCUUUGAAUAGCAAGACUACCUACCAGCGUGCCAACAACACGAACCCAGACAAGACACACAACGCUCACAUUAGUAGCCCGACAAAUAAUGAGAACUAUCAAAGUCUAGGCGUAGACAAAUCGCCAAUGCGCACGGAUAAAUCAGCCAAAUCUGGCCCUAAAAGUAGAGAUAGCCGACUUAAUGCAGAUAGGCCGAAGAAAGUCAGACUCAGUGAUAUAUCGCCGGUCAAACCAAAGGCUGCAAACACCCCAAUGGGACGCACCAAGAAUAAAUCAGAUGAUUCCACAAGAGACACCGGUGCGGCGGAAGAGGAGGCUCCCCCAAGGCACGAACUGAAGAAGGCGGAAAUGGCAGAAAAACUGCGACGGAGGAAAGAGAAAGCCACCACCUCAGCACCAUCAGUUGACCCGGAGGCCAUCAGGGAAAGUCGCAUGAAAGCCGAAAAGGAGAAGCAACGAGCCGCAGAAGAGAGAACCGACACGCAACAACGUGCUUAUGCCAACAGCGCUACACACCCUACCAGUAAGAACAGGGCUGGCAAAUCUGCUGGUGCUUGCGGUGCAAAAAGUAGUACGUGCGAACCCACGCCUACACCUGCACCCACACAGGGCACCAACGAACGUGUGUCACCUAAGAAAAAUUCGGGACAUGAUUCAGGUUUCGGAUUCGCAGAUGCGGAAGAUGAUAGCGAGGCUGAGUGCUGGCCAUUUGAAUCAUCCCAGUCACCUCGGGAAACACCUGCCGCAAGCCCAAAUGCGUGCGAACACGAAGAGGCAUACGAUAUCGUCUCUCACAAGAAAACACACACAAAGAAGAAAACAAGCACUCGCCGGGAGAAGGACAGCACACAGACAAAAGACUCGCCAAUGGAGGGGCUGUUUGCAAGCACGAAAAAUCACAGCACGCGUGUGUCUGAGGAUACCAAGAUGCACACCUCUACGCCCGUUGAUGGUGCGCAAACGCGAAAAGGACAGACAUAUACAGACUCACCUGAGAGUAUCGAUCUGGUAUCGCCAAUCAAACCUGCUUCGAGGACUAAAUUCCAGCACGCUCGACCACCCGCGUCUACUGCCAACCAAUUCAAGAAACAACAACACAGUAAAGUGCCCACACCCGCACCUGGCAGCCAAGACACCGAAGAAAAGCCAACACGUAAAACAGAUGAAGCGAAGACAAACGCCGGGACAUAUGGUAAUAAUACAAGCGCGAACGCCGGAAAGGACGGAAGCCCUCCAGAUUUGCUUGAGCGGGAGGGAGUGCUUAGUUUAGACGACACACAGAUAGAUUCGUUGGGCGUGAAGAAGCUUAAGCAGGCAUUGGAUACACUGGGGGUCAGUUGGACGGGAUGCGUAGAGAAGCAGCAUCUGCGUACACUACUGCGUGAGUCCAUAAAGAACCCCCCUCCAUCGAGUACAGGAGCAUCACAGGAAAAUAGUUCGGAACCUAAAACUGAAUCCCCAUCCUCGUUUCAAGACAGCGCAGACUCGAACGCGCGCACACAGACACAGGAAUCAGCUGGUGGCAGGGGGAGAGCACCUCCCCCUGGAAGUGCACCAAACUCUAUGCCCGGGUUCACAUCUUCGACAGCAAAACCUGGGCCAAGAGCUCAACCUCAAGCCAGUGCAAAUAAUUCUUCAUAUACAAAUACAUACACUCCUGGAAACAGUUUUGGAGGUGAUGAUUUCGGACGGGGCCAGCAACAACUGGUUCCGUGCUGGCUAUGCCAUGGCACCAGUUAUAGGAAACUCAUCAAGAUAUCUGGGCUAUGUAAUACGUGUCACGCGCAACAGAGGAAAGAUCGCAAAGCAGCCGCCGCCGAGGAAGAGCGCAGGGCCAAAACAGGAGAGACAGUCGAUGCGGAAGAGAAGGCGCGUGAAGAAGCACGCAAGUAUGCUCAGGCUGAGUACGAGAGGGAACAACGAGAGAAGACUCUGGCACAGCAGAGGCUAUAUGAACAGGCACAACGCGAGGCGAAUGCGCAAGCGCAGAUGCGAGCAUACGCUGAGGAGAGGGCUAGGGCCCAAGCAGCCACACACGCACGCGCACAGGAGGCGGCGUACAGGGAACAGCUCAGACAGCAGCGUGAACGGCUGGAGAGAGAGCGUCAGGAGAAGAUCAGGCGCGAACACGAGGCACGUAACAGGCAGAACCCCCGGGGCGGGGCUCAGUUCAAACCUCCUGGGGGUCUCGGUGGAGACGGCAUGGUACACGACCUCGAUGUCAAAUGGGAGCAUUUUUCUUCCUCUUUCAAGGCUCCAAUCAAGCACCAUCACAUACCUUGGCCUGGGCCAAACGCACCCGGUCUUUCGCGGCAAGACACUGUAGGGACUGCAAAGAAAAAGAUCCGGAAGGCAACACUCAGAUGGCAUCCGGACAAGUUCAUUGCCAAGUUUGGAGACGCCCUGUGUCCAAUUGACAGGACUAAAAUAUUGGAGAAGGUGAACGAAACGUUCCACGCAAUCACCAAAAGCAAACAGACAUUAGACGCCAAUCCCACAGGCGGCGGACAGGCGUGUGCCCAGAUGUAGAACAAUCCACUUAGUUGCAUCUCAGCCUAUAUUUAGAAUCCAAUUGGAUGUGAAUUAGAGGGCGAGCAUUCUGUCACGAUUGACAAUUAUAGAAUCUACCGAAUAUGCCGAGCGCAGGACCUGCACCAAUAGUUUUUUGAAGUCCAUCACCGAAUGCAUGUUUGGAGCAGACAGCUCCAUAGCAAUUGCAAAAUAACAUUACACAGCAUCAAUAUCUACCUGAUCGAGAUGCGAAGAACACACAUUAACUUGAGAUGUGGGAAAGAAAGUGAUUUUUCUUCUCGAGUUGCGGUAUACCCGAACCCUUGUAGUUCCAUCCCGCACGCUCCCACGAAUCUUCUUAUUUCAAGCGCUCUCACUAAUCACGUGGGAAGCACGCAUGCUGGAAAGGAAAUAAGCUUGAAAUAGAUUGAUAUAAAGCACGAAUGCUUCUGAAAGCAAUAAGGUUAUAUUUCACAUCUUACAAUUUAUCAACAACCAAGAAACUGAAAGCAGAGUGUUCUAACGCCCCGAUAGACAAAUUCGCACUACGAUUCAAAGUCCAAUACGAGUCGAGAUUGGUUCGAUGCGUACAGUGAGCGUUGACAUCCUGCACAUAGACUUGAAAAUCAUCUUAGAUUAAUACAAUAAUAAAUAUUUUGUUCGUACUGGA